Baudoinia panamericana UAMH 10762 is the source of this 1950-nucleotide messenger RNA. RefSeq lists its product as uncharacterized. The record is from RefSeq and is a predicted model, not a curated record. Gene Ontology annotation, biological process: SRP-dependent cotranslational protein targeting to membrane. Lineage: Eukaryota; Fungi; Ascomycota; Dothideomycetes; Mycosphaerellales; Teratosphaeriaceae. Gene Ontology annotation, molecular function: GTPase activity; GTP binding; ATP hydrolysis activity. The coding region runs from base 1 to 1950 and encodes 649 amino acids. The transcript has 4 exons. Gene Ontology annotation, cellular component: endoplasmic reticulum membrane; signal recognition particle receptor complex.
AUGCUAGACGCCUUCGAGAUCCUCACCACCUCUGGGAUUGUGCUAUGGCGCAAACACUACGCCCCCAUCGCGCCCAGUAUUGUCGACGGUCUCAUACGCGACGUCUUCAUCGAGGAGAAGCAGAGUCCGAGCAAUGAGCAGUAUAGGAAGGAGCGAUACACGCUGAAGUGGUCGCUGGCCAAGGAUGUUGGGCUGGUCUUUGUGGCGGUAUAUCAGAGCUUACUACAUCUGUCGUGGGUGGACAAUCUCUUGACCGCUGUGAAAGCGUUGUUUGUCAAGGAGUACGGCAGUGAGGUCAAGACAGGGCGCACCACGAAGCUGCAUACUUCGCGAUGGGAUGCGACAUUCGAUGCGCUGGUGACGAAGCUCGACACGGGCAAUGAACCACCUCCGCCUCCGGUGUUUGCGUCCCAGCCUAAAAGGCCGGCAAUACCGAGGAAAGAGCAGGUGGUUAUGGACGAUACGACGAGCGCGGACGCCACGCCUAUACCAACCCCAGAUACGUCACGGCCGGCGACACCGCAUCUAUUGACCGCUAAAGGUGGACCAGGCGGCAAGACGUCGCGGAGAGCGCGAAAGGCGCAGAACUUUGCCACCUCCGCACCGGCAUCUUCCGGCGAUGAGAGUGCGGCUGGGAAGGCGUCAAAGGUGAAGAGCACUGCGAAAGCGAAGAGGAGGUGGGACGUCGACGGCGGGGCGAUCGACGAUUACGGCGACGACGCUACGUUAGAUUACAGCGCGUCGACAUCAGAUGCAGUCAACGGAGACGACCACGACAACGACAUCGCAGACGUCAGCGCCUCGCAAAUGGGCAGCCGAACAGGCAAGGGCCAAUUCGUGCUAAAAGACCUCGACGACGAAGUCGACGCCAUCCUCGCCUCCUCCAGGUCCCAGAAGUCGCAAUCAUCCGACCCCGACCCAUCUUCAACAGGCGGAGGCGGACUCCUCGGCACCGCCACCUCUCGUCUCACAGGCCUCUUCCGCAACGCCCUCGGCGGCGCAACCCUAACCAAGUCCUCCCUCCAACAACCCCUCGCCGCCAUGCGCAACCACCUACUCGAGAAAAAUGUUGCCCGGGAAGCAGCCGACCGCCUCUGCGCAUCAGUAGAAACAGACCUGCUCAACCAAAAGACCGCCUCCUUCACCUCCAUCGACAAAACAAUCCGCGAGAGUAUGGAAAAGGCACUCACGCGCAUACUAACACCCACAUCCUCCCUCGAUUUACUACGAGACGUAACGACAACCACCACCGGCCCCUCCGCACGACCGUACGUCAUCAGCAUCGUCGGCGUCAACGGGGUAGGAAAAUCCACGAACUUGAGUAAGAUAGCUUACUUCCUCCUGCAAAACCACUUCCGCGUCCUGAUCGUAGCGGGCGACACCUUCCGCUCGGGCGCGGUCGAACAACUCCGCGUACACGUCCGCAACCUCUCCGAACUCGCGCGCCGAGAAGCAGUGGGUCGCGUGGAGUUAUUCGAAAAGGGAUACGGCAAAGACGCCGCCAGCGUGGCGAAAGAAGCGGUGUCAUACGCGUCUAAUAACACGGGUAAAGGAGGAGGGGAGAUGUUGUACGAUGUCGUCCUGAUCGAUACCGCGGGCCGCCGACACAACGACACGCGCUUGAUGAGCAGCCUGACCAAAUUCGGCCAGUUGGCGAAUCCGGACAAGAUUUUCAUGGUCGGCGAGGCGUUGGUGGGGAGUGAUAGUGUGGCGCAGGCGAGGAAUUUCGCGAAAGAAUUCGUGGAUACGAAGGGCAACCUCCGCAACAACGGCGUCGGCAUGGACGGCUUCAUCAUCAGCAAAUGCGACACCGUGGGGGAUAUGGUGGGAACGUUGGUCAGUAUGGUGCACGCCACUGGCAUCCCCGUCGUUUUCUUAGGCGUGGGGCAACACUAUGGCGAUUUGAGGGGACUGAAUGUCGGGUGGGCUGUGGAGAGGUUAAUGAGGUAG